Messenger RNA from Etheostoma spectabile (orangethroat darter), 872 nucleotides. RefSeq names its product ethanolamine kinase 2-like. Lineage: Eukaryota; Metazoa; Chordata; Actinopteri; Perciformes; Percidae. Gene Ontology annotation, molecular function: ethanolamine kinase activity. The coding region runs from base 264 to 857 and encodes 197 amino acids. Gene Ontology annotation, cellular component: cytoplasm. The transcript is spliced from 3 exons. Gene Ontology annotation, biological process: phosphatidylethanolamine biosynthetic process. The record is from RefSeq and is a predicted model, not a curated record.
CUGGAUUGCUGAGUCACUGGACACACAAGUGGACAAUUUCAGUGAUCUACAAAUACUACUGAUGGCUCUUGGAUUGUUCAGACAAUCUUUUUCUAGUCUCAAGAUUAAACCCACAUUUGGCUUUCCAGAAUUUUGAUCCAAGUGGCACCAGUUUUGCAGUUUUGAUGGUCUUUGAACAGAGUAGGACUUUGGUCCAAAGGUUUUUGAACAAGUUCUUUUUGAAAAUAAAAACUCAGACUUUACAUCUGCAUUGUUAAAGAAAAAUGGACAAUAGGUGUGCUGGUGCUGGGAAUCAGCUUCUCCAUGUGGACCUCAAUAUUGAUGAGCAUGAACCUCGUAGAGGCAUCCUGGAUCUCCUCAGCAGACUGCGUCCUCUUUGGAAGGCACAAAACAUUCAGAUGAAGAAAUUCACAGAAGGCAUCACCAACCAGCUUAUUGGAUGCUACGUGGUCUCUCUCCAGGAGCCCGGUUGUGUUCUGGUGCGACUGUACGGCAAAAUGACGGAGCUCUACGUGAACAGGGACCGGGAGGUGGAGAUGUUCCAGGUCUUCCACGCCCACGGGUGCGGUCCACAGAUCUACUGCAGCUUCCAGAAUGGCAUAUGCUACGAGUUUGUUAGAGGAACAGUGCUGGAUGAUGAGCUGCUGCGACAACCAUCCAUCUACAGAUUGAUCGCAGCAGAGAUGGGGAGAAUCCACUCCAUCCAGCCAAAAUGUGCUCUGCCUGUUGAACCUCUUCUCUGGACAAAAAUGUCCCACUUUCUCACGCUGGUGCAGAGCAGUAGCCCAGCUAAGCAGCGCUGCACAAAAAGGUACAACUCUCGACAAUAUCAUCUCAAUGUAUUUGCGAUAUCGUAGUCAUCUCAACGCAUU